AUGGCGAGAACAGUUACGAUCCAGCCCAUAAAGACGUCGCGCUUCGACAAUGGCCCUCCUUCUCCCACCUCCCCCUCGUCGCCGGGCUUAGAUCCCAUACACGAAGAUGAUUUCUUCGCCGAGAUACCUACUCGCCACUCCAGCAUGUCUCAGGCUUCCGUCGUUCAGUCCCCGACCUUGAAGUCCUCCGAGUCUUUCCCCCCAGUUGCGCUCAACUCACCUCGAAGGUUCUCGAGUGGUUCCUCGGCCACCUCUUCGACUAUGUUAUCGCGGGAGAGUAUUCGGUCAGAGAUGGCACGCAGUUCUUCUUGGAGUAGCAAAACCAGCUUCGAUUCCUUCGAGUCCAGCCAGUGGAAGCCAGGGGACCCACGACAGAAACGAACAUCCCCGAGCACACGGCAGCGAUCAUUCUCACAACCCAACGAAUUGUUUGCCGCACUGCCCGCCGAGGUGUUGGAGGUCAUCCUGGGAAUGUUGAAGCAAUCACAUCUUGGGAAGGGUAGCGGCAGUUGCGCCACAUGCUGGAUGCGAGACCUGUCUAACAUUAGUUUAUGCUCACGCAAAUGGAAUGCAUUUGCGCGGGUUGCUUUAUACGAAGACAUCCAACUCGUUGGGGCGGACUCGGCGGCGCACAAGAAACGAUUCAAGCAGCUACAUGGCGCACGGCUUCUCCUCCUACGCCAAACUCUCCGUGUAAAUCCUCGUCUUGCGAGCCUCGUGCGAUCGCUCAAGGUGCCUCGGCCUGAUACAACACUCAAGGGAAUGAAUUCCAAGAUCCUGGAACAGUACGAUGACCUAGUAGCGACCAUAGUUAUGGCUUGUCCCAAUCUGGAGUCGUUGCGUGGGCCCAUGUUUGGAUAUGACGGCUCGUUCAAGAAGAUUUUCCAUGCGCUCUCAACCAGAAAGCAACUGAAGGAGAUGGAUUGGCUGGUUGAGCCCUCUAUAUUCCAAAGGCAACAAAGGGGAGCUCAAGGGUCGAUUACCAGAAACAGUAACGACUCAUCCCUCCCACCCAAAUUGGAAAGACUACAGGAGAGGGCUUUUUUGGACCAUUAUCGGAAUUGGUCCAAACUAAAUAGCCUCUCGGUACACUGCCUUCCCGGCGCGACCCUCGCUCCCGAUAACCUUCUCACAAAGGCUUUCAGAAUGCUUCCUUCGCUUCAAAACCUUCAUUUGUGCAGUGUUCCGCCAAACGUUUUCAAUGAUACCACUCUACUACUGCUUCCCCCGGUUGAGACUCUCUCUCUCACGCACAUUACUGGUAUUACAUCGAAUGGUAUCUCGGCCUUUGCCACUUGCGCCAGCAGCCAGCCAUUAAGAAAGCUAUAUCUUCACCAUACUCCUAUGACCUCCCUCCCCGCCCUGGCUCGCAUCCUUUCCAACCUUCCCAAGCUCUCAAUCUUUUCCCUAGCUCAAGCUUUCCCUCCGCUCAUGCCGGAGGCUGAUUCGUUCAUGCUGUGGAUGAUGCCUUAUCUUGCAUCGACGAGUGUCACUAAGCUUCAUUGGGAUAUCACAAGCGACAGUGAUUGCGCCAAUUCGGCAGAUGACAUAUUAGCAAGAAGUAUACAAACUGGUGGCUUCCCCCAGCUUCGGUUGCUUAGAACGCCAAAUGACCCAGAAGGCAUAUUCCAGGAUUUGUGCCGACCAGUGGAGAGGAUUGAUCUCCCCACCGAUCGCUUCAGCAUUGCCGAGCCACCCCUGUCGCCCAUCGAAGCUACGGUUCCCACAUCCCCUCCUCGGUAUCUCCAGAAGCCGCCCAUGUCACCCAAAUCGCCACCCUUGCCAUCCCCAACAGAGGCUUCCAACAGAACGGCGUUUUGUACAGACCUUCGCGCUGCCCGGCGGGCUGCUCAAUCUCGCCUCGAGAAGGCCGAGACUAAACCCCGGUUUAACGUUUUUGUUACGGAUGAGGAUGGUUCGAUGGUGGAUCGGUUUGGGUUAGCCGGGUUCAUUGGGACCUUGGGUAGCAAUAUCAGGUACCAUCUACUCCCCGACGCGGGUUCGAUGGAUAAGAAGGGCGGCAUGGUUGAUCCUCGAGAUCUAGCCGGCGACGCCGGAGAGGAUCUCGCCAACGGCAAGGAAGGUUGCACUGGCACCUGGAAUCAACGCGAGGGUGUCAUUGCUGACAAAAAGGAGAAGGAAAAAUGGUGGCAUACAGAGAGGGGUCGGUGGACAAGGGUAGAGAUGCCAUCCUAA
Messenger RNA from Clonostachys rhizophaga, 2196 nucleotides. The record is from the annotation of a GenBank genome assembly. Lineage: Eukaryota; Fungi; Ascomycota; Sordariomycetes; Hypocreales; Bionectriaceae.